Messenger RNA from Cynocephalus volans (Philippine flying lemur), 1368 nucleotides. It is a transcript of the gene ICAM2, whose product is annotated as intercellular adhesion molecule 2. The transcript has 5 exons. Lineage: Eukaryota; Metazoa; Chordata; Mammalia; Dermoptera; Cynocephalidae. Gene Ontology annotation, biological process: cell-cell adhesion. Gene Ontology annotation, molecular function: integrin binding. Gene Ontology annotation, cellular component: plasma membrane. The coding region runs from base 99 to 929 and encodes 276 amino acids. The record is from RefSeq and is a predicted model, not a curated record.
AGGGGAUUAAUUAGUCAAUAUUUGUAGUGUGAUUAUGACAGCAUCUGACCUGUGGCAGCCCUCAGCUGUUCCCUGCAAGCCUGUGGACGCUGCCCAAGAUGUCCCCUUUUGAUUGCUGGAGACUGCCCAUGACCCUUCUCACUCUGCUCUGCUGCCCAGGGUCUGAGAAGGCAUUCAAGGUAUACACGUGGCCAGAGAAGCUGGCGGUUGAGACCAUGGGGUCCCAGGAAGUCAACUGCAGCACCAACUGUCCCCAGCCUAAAAUGGGUGGUCUGGAAACCAUGCUAACCAAGACUCUGCUGGACCAACAACCUCAGUGGAAGGUCUACUUGAUCUCAAACAUCUCUGAGGACACGGUCCUCUAUUGCCACUUCAACUGCUCUGGGGAGCAGAAGAUGAAGGGUCUCCCCGUCAGAGUGUACAAGCUUCCAAAGAAGGUCUCGCUGAAGCUUCAGCCCACCUGGGUGACUGUGGGCAAACCCUUCACCAUUGAGUGCAAGGUGCUCGACGUGGAGCCUCUUGAAAACCUCACCAUCUUCCUGUUCCGUGGCAAGGAGGCCCUGCACAACCAGACCUUUGGGAGGACAACACCUGCCCCACAAGAGGUCAUGGCCACACUCAACAGCACUGCUCACAGAGAUGACAGCCUCCACAACUUCUCUUGCCAGGCUCAGCUGGACCUGCGGUCUCACGGCGGGGACAUCUUUUACAGCAUCUCGGAGCCCCAGGUUCUCGAGGUCCAUGAGCCCAUGCAGGACAGCUGGAUGGGCAUUAUCAUCACAGUCGUGUCGGUACUGCUGUUCUUGUUUGUGACAUCCAUCCUGUUCUGCUUUGCCUUCGGCCAGCACUGGUACCAGAAGCGCACAGGCAACUAUGGGGUACGAGCUGCGUGGCGGAGGCUGCAGGCCUUCCGGCCACAGCCUGCAUGAGCAGCGUGACCACCACCAUAGUUGUUGCCUGAAUUCAGUGUGGCUCCAGAGUAGUGGGCCAGCCAUGGCAGAAGGACUGUGACAAGCAGCAGAGGAUUCUGGGGACAUUUCCUUUUCUAGCCUGAAUACAAACACCUGGACUUAACUCUAUGCCCUUCAUAUCUCCUGUGAUUACACUCAACAGGCAGGAAGGGGACCAGGUAUGGACUUCUCUCUCCAAAAGUCUCCCUCAGCCUCCUUCCCACCCUCCCUUUCACAGGGGCCUUCCAGAGCCUCUGCCAGCUCGUGCCCUGGGGAGCCCCUAGCUGACCAACCCAGGCACCAGACACCCACCCUCCCCAACCUUGAGUGACCCACUCCUACUGAAGGAGGGUGGGGGAAACACACCCUGGCCCUGCAGGGCAGAGACAGUCUGUUCCCUCCUGGCCCUACGGGACCU